UAGCAGCAUUGGCACAUAAUACAAAUUCAAAGAGAGAAUGAUUGCUGGAAGGGACAUUGGUGAAAGAUAGCAUUGGAGAAGAAGAAUUAUUGGAGAGCAGCAGAAGGCAUGGAAAUUUCUUUGGUAGUGAAGUGCAAAACGACGUUCGGCGAUAGAAGAAGGUGCUUUGGUGCUGGCUUGUUCUUCCCUCCAACUCCAACUGGCCGGUGUCACCAACUAUCUUCACCAUGGGGACGUGAAUUCAAGGCAGGUUGGGGUUCUUUUAGCAUCAAAGCUGGUGCAGAUUUUUCGCGUAGGAGACAGAGGAAGUUCUCAACUGCAAAGCCUAAGGGCCCUGGUUCAAAAGGUUUCGUCCCAAAACCACCUAUUGAGACAAGCAACCAGAAGAGGGAUAAUAAAGGCACUGGAGUCAAGGGAGAUUCGCUUACCCCAACAGCUAGUGAGAUAUCAGGGGGUAAUAAAAAAACACUUGAUGUCAAGAUUGAGGCUGACGAAGAAGAGGCAGUUGAGUUUUCCCAGGAGAAAAAAAUGGAGGUAGUAGAUGCUAAUGAUGUAAUUCUUGAGGAGGAUGGUCAAUUAUCAUUGUUACAUGAGACAGUGGGUGUUGCUCAAAGAAAUCAAGGUGAGGAAAAUGGAAAAUUUUCUAUAACUGAUGAGGAGGAUGUUCUAGACACUUCCGGCACCAGGGAUAAUGGAAAUGUUAAAGAUUCAAAGGAAAACCCAUUAGAGAAUGUAGAAAUUGAUGUUCUAAACACUUCCGGCACCGGGGAUAAUGGAAAUGUUAAAGAUUCAAAGGAAAACCCAUUAGAGUAUGUAGAAAUUGAUGUUCUAGACACUUCCAGCACCAAGGACAAUGGAAAUGUUAAAGAUUCAAAGGAAAACCCAUUAGAGUAUGUAGAAAUUGAUGAAACUGUUAGAGAAGCAAAAACUGACACUGAUGAUGAAGUAACUGGGGAAACCAUUGUUAGGGAAACAAAUACUGAGACUGAUGACAAAAUAAAUGAGGAAGCUUCUCGACUGAUGAAGUUAGAGUUGGAAGCAAAUUUACGCAUGCAAGAAAUAGACAGGAUUGCAGAGGAAAACUUUUCACAAGGGAAAAAGCUGUUUGUAUAUCCGCCUGUGGUUAAACCCGAUCAAGAUAUAGAAGUGUUUCUUGAUAGGAGUCUUUCAACUCUAAGUAAUGAGCCGGAUGUUCUGAUUAUGGGGGCAUUUAAUGAUUGGAGGUGGAAAUCUUUUACCAUUAGGUUAAAUAAAACACAUCUCAAAGGUGAUUGGUGGUCUUGCCAUGUACACGUUCCAAGAGAAGCCUAUAAAAUGGACUUUGUGUUCUUCAAUGGGAAAAAUGUCUAUGACAAUAAUGACAAAAGGGACUUCGCCAUACCUGUUGAUGGUGGAAUGGAUGCAUUUGCCUUUGAAGAUUUCUUGCUUGAGGAAAAACGUAAAGAAUUAGAAAAAAUUGCCAAGGAGCAAGCUGAAAGGGAAAGACAGGAAGAAAACCAAAGGCGAAUGGAAGCAGAGAAAGCUGCAAAAGAAGAGGACAGAUCACUGGCUAGGAUGGAGACUAAAAGAAGGAGAGAAAUGUUGCAGCAAUUAAUGGAAAAAGCGGUAAAGUCCAUUGACAAUGUUUGGUAUAUAGAGCCUAGUGAAUUUAAAGGCAAAGACUUGGUCAGAUUAUAUUAUAACAGAAGCUCAGGUCCUCUUCCACAUGCUAAGGAAGUAUGGAUUCAUGGGGGGCACAAUAAUUGGAAGGACGGAUUAUCAAUUGUUGAAAAGCUUGUCAAAUCUGAUUCAAAAGAUGGUGAUUGGUGGCAUGCUGACGUUGUUGUACCUGAUCAAGCCUUUGUCCUUGAUUGGGUCUUUGCUGAUGGUCCACCUCACAAUGCAAUUGUGUAUGAUAACAACCAUUGUCAAGACUUCCAUGCUAUUGUCACAAAGGCCGUACCUGAUGAAGAGUUUUGGGUUGGGGAAGAGCAGAUUAUAUACAGAAAACUCCAGGAGGAGAGGAGGUUAAGAGAGGAAGCUAUACGUGCCAAGGCUGAAAAAACAGCACGUAUGAAAGCUGAAACAAAGGAAAGAACUUUGAAAGGAUUUUUGCUUUCUCAAAAGCAUAUUGUCUUCACUGAGCCUCUUGAUGUUCGAGCAGGGAGCACAGUGACAGUAUCUUAUAACCCCUGCAACACAAAUCUGAAUGAAAAACCAGAGGUUUGGUUUAGAUGUUCAUUUAAUCGUUGGACUCAUCGUAAUGGUCCAUUGCCACCUCAGAGAAUGUUGCCUGCAGAGAAUGGUACUCAUGUCAAAGCCUCUGUUAAGGUUCCACUGGAUGCAUACAUGAUGGACUUUGUAUUCUCUGAGAGGGAAGAUGGUGGAAUUUUUGACAAUAACCAUGGAAUGGAUUAUCACAUACCUGUUUUUGGAAGUAUUGUAAAGGAACCACCUAUGCAUAUCGUCCACAUUGCUGUUGAGAUGGCCCCAAUUGCAAAGGUUGGUGGCCUUGGUGAUGUUGUUACAAGUCUAUCCCGGGCUGUUCAGGAUUUAAAUCACAAUGUGGACAUUGUUCUUCCAAAGUAUGACUGUUUGAACCUUAGCAAUGUAAAAGAUUUUCAAUAUCACAAAAACUAUUUCUGGAGUGGAACUGAAAUAAAAGUAUGGCAUGGAAAGGUGGAAGGCCUCUCUGUCUUCUUUUUGGAGCCUCAAAAUGGAUUCUUUCAGGCUGGCUGUAUAUAUGGUUGUCGGAAUGAUGCAGAGAGAUUUGGUUUUUUUUGUCAUGCUGCUCUUGAAUUUCUACUUCAAAAUGGAUUGCAUCCUGAUAUCAUCCACUGUCAUGAUUGGUCGAGUGCACCAGUUGCAUGGCUAUUUAAAGAACAGUAUACACAUUAUGGUCUAAGCAAAGCACGGGUUGUGUUUACAAUUCAUAACCUUGAAUUUGGAGUCCAACUCAUUGGAAAAGCUAUGGCAAACGCAGACAAGGCUACAACUGUUUCCCCCACUUAUUCUAGGGAGGUUGCUGGGAAUCCUGCAGUUGCUCCUUAUCUUCACAAGUUCUAUGGUAUAAUAAAUGGAAUUGACCCAGAUAUAUGGGACCCAUAUAAUGAUAAGUUCAUUCCUGUAUCAUACACAUCAGAGAAUGUGGUAGAAGGGAAAAGAGCUGCCAAGGAAGCCUUGCAACAAAAACUUGGUUUGAAAAAAGCUGAUCUUCCUUUAGUGGGAAUUAUAUCUCGAUUGACUCAUCAGAAAGGAAUCCAUCUCAUCAAGCAUGCCAUAUGGCGCACCCUAGAGCGUGGUGGACAGGCUGUAUUACUUGGUUCAGCUCCGGAUCCUCGUAUCCAAAAUGAUUUUGUGAGUUUGGCCAAUGAAUUGCAUUCUCUUCAUAAUGACCGUGCUAGAUUCUGUCUUUCCUAUGAUGAGCCUCUAUCACACUUGAUAUAUGCUGGUGCUGAUUUCAUUCUAGUUCCUUCAAUCUUUGAGCCGUGUGGUCUUACUCAACUUACAGCAAUGAGAUAUGGUUCGAUACCCGUUGUUCGUAAAACUGGAGGACUUUACGAUACUGUAUUUGACGUUGAUCAUGAUAGGGAUAGAGCGCAGGCACAGGGUCUUGAGCCAAAUGGAUUUAGUUUUGAUGGAGCUGAUGCUGGAGGUGUUGAUUACGCUCUCAAUAGGGCAAUAUCAGCAUGGUAUGAUGGCCGUGAUUGGUUUAACUCUUUAUGCAAGAUGGUAAUGGAGCAAGACUGGUCUUGGAACCGGCCUGCUCUUGACUAUCUGGAGCUUUACCAUGCAGCACGCAAGUCAGCAUGAGAUUUCAGUAGAGACAGGAAGUGAGGCGCCAAUUAAGUUUCAUGCCCUUUGUACAGGUUUAGUGGUAAGCAUUAGCUUAAACAUAAUUUGAUUGCAUAUGGUGAAUCCUAAUGAAAGAUCACUGCGUGCUGAAAAGCUUUUAGAGGCGAGCUUAAAAUGGUUCAUUUUUUUUAGCAUGCAAUAAUAUAGGGAUUGCUUUACACUAGUUUAGUAUACGCUAAGAGAUCUAUGUCUUUAAAUUGCUGAACCUGUGAAUUGCGAUAUAAUAGCAUUGCAGAAUAGAUGUGCUAGCUCAUGUUGUGCUAGAGAGGAUCUAAAAGAGUAAAAGUCAUUUUUUUUAUUGUAUAUUGGCAUGGACCAACGCCUUUUUGUUGGACAAUGUAGAAAGAAAUAUUUUAUUGCAAUUGCUUU
Messenger RNA from Gastrolobium bilobum, 4203 nucleotides. Its product is annotated as soluble starch synthase 3, chloroplastic/amyloplastic-like. Bases 109 to 3792 code for a protein of 1227 amino acids. The record is from RefSeq and is a predicted model, not a curated record. The transcript is spliced from 17 exons. Lineage: Eukaryota; Viridiplantae; Streptophyta; Magnoliopsida; Fabales; Fabaceae. Gene Ontology annotation, molecular function: starch binding; alpha-1,4-glucan glucosyltransferase (UDP-glucose donor) activity.